AUGGCUCAUGAUCUGAGGCUUUUCAGGUUGGGGGGAGGAAGGCAUGUGGUUAUAGCAAUUCAGGAUGUCUAUGGUGGUAAGAGGCUGGUAGACAAGGGUGGUCAGAGCUUGAUAACAGGUGCCAACUGCCUAUGGGAUAAGGGGUUCCUGUUGCUCAUAUACAAGGAAUAUGCCUUAAGGCAGGAAGCAGCCAUCUUGGGAAAGGAGAGGUACACCUCUGCAUUACAAGCGUGGGAGCGGUUAACGCUCCCCACGAGAGCAGCCUCAGCCCCCACACCUCUUUUCGUUGAAUUCCCUACCCACUCCCCACAGUAUAAAGAACUUUACGCUGUUCUUCUAGCUUUAAAGGCUCGCACCGACUGCGCACAGCACAGCUGGAGCUCGACAAAGGUCCCGCCAGCGUCGCCUCCCACAAGUCCGCGCGCGCCACGCCUCCCCGGCACCACUUCCGGCGCGUGUACCUCAGCCAAUCAGCGAGGACGCCGGGGACGCGCCCGCGAGCCUCCGCCAAUCAGCGGGGGCGCCGGCCCUCGGGGAGCGCGCGCGCACAGCCUGCGCAGGUUCAAAUCGCCGCCGCCGCCGCCGCCGUCGCGCAGUAUUUGCCAACGUCUGAGGCAUCGCGGGCGCAGGCUAAGGCGGGGGCCGUGCGCCCGUGCCCGCCGCCCGAGCCCCGCCAUGGCCAAGCGGCGUGCGGCCGAGCCGCUGGUGUUCCACGCGCCCUGGAAGCGGCUCCUGCGUGGCCUUCCCGACGGGCCGCCGUGCUGGGUGUCGCCGCCUCGCAAACGCAGAAUGGACGCGGCGGCGGCCGUGGCCGAGCCUCCGCCUGAGCCCCGCAAGCGCCGUGGCGGCGGGCAGCCGGAGGGCCGCGGCCUGGACACGGGCGAGCCGCCCCCACGGGCUCCGGAGCCGGGGGAGCAGCCGGACGCCCGGGCCCCCAGGGGCGGCGGCGACGGCGGGGCGGGACGCGGGGGGUCCCCGCGGGGAGACUGGGGUGCCGCGCCGGAAAGGCAGCUUAAUGAAGAAUUUUGGCAGUAUAACACCUUUCAGUACUGGAGGAACCCUUUACCACCUAUUGAUUUGGCAGAUAUUGAAGCUGUGAAUGAGGACAACUUGGCAAAAGCAAAGCUCCAGGGCCAGAGUGAAGUGGUGGAGGUUGAUAUGGAGUCCUGACAGAAGCAACUGAAGAAAUGAGGUUUUCUGCAUCUGAAGAGACAUCUUUAAAUGAAUUCAUGUGUUCUUACAAAGAAAAGUUAUUUUCCAUACUUGGUAUAUUGUUCCCAAACUUGAAAAAAUGAGGAAAAAGAUAAAUCUUUUAAAAGAUAAAUGUCUGUAGUUACUACUCAACCUUCUGAUAGGGAUUUAUGAAGGAUAUAGUGCAGUUAUAGGAAGUGUUUUAUGUAUGCAUUCCAAAAGAACAUUUUUUUGUCUCGAUUUUCACUUUGGAGAUAAAAGGAGUUCUGGUAGUUUUAAAAGUAGAUUGGGAAGUACUCAGAAUAUUCCCCGUUUGCACACAAAAAAGCUGGUUUGUGGUACAUAAAAUGAAUAUUGCUUUAUAAUAACUGUAAUUAAUAAAAUGUUUUCUGAUACAUAUUGCU
Molecule: messenger RNA, 1595 nt
Organism: Erinaceus europaeus (western European hedgehog)
Lineage: Eukaryota; Metazoa; Chordata; Mammalia; Eulipotyphla; Erinaceidae
Gene: C10H9orf40
Product: chromosome 10 C9orf40 homolog
Exons: 4
Coding region: 1-1170 (389 amino acids)
Source: RefSeq, a predicted model, not a curated record